CCAUUUAGUUGCACGAGAAGCUCCAAACAGAACAGUUUAUUCUGGACAGGAAAUGGGGAGAUUAUUGCUGCUAGAUAUCUUCCAAUGGUUCGCCGUAAUCAUUGGUUUGACAUCGUACAGGGUGGUCGAUGAUAGAUGUGUUCAAACACGUCUAACCAGAAUGUACACGCUGAUCGUUAACGUCAUCACGGUGACAAUGCUGCCGGUGGCUUUUGUGGUGGUGGCUAAAUUUGCUUGGGUGUAUACGUGGCUGCCGCGAUUCAUGUGGAUAACUCCUUUCCUCCUUUAUGCGGUGAACUACGUGGUCAUUGUCCAAACACUGAUCUCGCGCUGUCAUCGGGACAGCAUACUGAUGGAGCUACACCAUUUGGUUGUGAAAUUGAACCGCGAGAUGGGCCGAGCUGAAAAGAAGAUGAACUCGAAGCUUCGGAGGCUCUUCUAUAUAAAGACCUUGACUACUUCGUAUCUGAGUCUGUGCUAUGUUUUAGGAACAUUCCUGUACACCGAUGAAUUCACCUUUUCCAUGAUGCUCAGCGCCAUUCUAAUUAACAAUGGCUACAACAUAUUGAUUGCCACAACACACUUCUACUUUGUGUCGUUCUGGCAAGUUGCUCGAGGAUAUGAUUUCGUGAACCAGCAACUGGAGGAGCUCAUCUCCACACGCUCGCCGCUAACAUCUAGAUACGCGGAGGAGCUGCGAAGUCUAUGGUCUCUUCACGCCAGCCUCAGCCAGACAGCGCACAAGAUAAACAGGAUCUACGGUCGCCAGAUGUUAGCCUCCCGUUUCGACUAUAUUACAUUCAGUGUCAUCAAUGGCUACAUUGGAAUUAUUUACUCUCUUAAUGAAUCGGCGCCAUUAUUAGCUAAAUACUUUAGCGUUAUUCUCUAUACCAUACGGACAAUGGACUUUUUUAUGAACGACUAUAUAUGCGAUUUGGUGACUCAGUAUCAGAGCAUGUCAAAGGACACGGCUAGCGAGGGCGUCAUGUCCAACGAGCUAUGUGCGUAUGUGAUCUACCAAAACAGCAUGAAUGUUAAUUUGAAGAUUUGCGGUCUGUUCCCAUCCAAUCGGAAACAGUGGCUUGACAUGAUGGGCUUUAUCCUAGGCAACUCCAUACUGCUCCUGCAGUACCAUCUGAUGAAGUCCGGAAAAUGAGAAGAAAAGCAAUACAAAUCAUAAAUAAAAAAGAUCG
Messenger RNA from Drosophila miranda, 1193 nucleotides. Its product is annotated as putative gustatory receptor 59b. Gene Ontology annotation, biological process: sensory perception of taste. Bases 53 to 1156 code for a protein of 367 amino acids. Gene Ontology annotation, cellular component: membrane. NCBI's taxonomy places the organism in Eukaryota, Metazoa, Arthropoda, Insecta, Diptera, Drosophilidae. The transcript has 2 exons. The record is from RefSeq and is a predicted model, not a curated record.